Daphnia pulex (common water flea) is the source of this 9540-nucleotide messenger RNA. Its product is annotated as titin homolog. NCBI's taxonomy places the organism in Eukaryota, Metazoa, Arthropoda, Branchiopoda, Diplostraca, Daphniidae. The record is from RefSeq and is a predicted model, not a curated record. Gene Ontology annotation, biological process: regulation of DNA-templated transcription. The transcript has 14 exons. Bases 31 to 8892 code for a protein of 2953 amino acids. Gene Ontology annotation, cellular component: RSF complex.
AUUCCACAACAACAAACACAGCCUUGUAAAAUGGCGGCGGCCAAUGACGCUAUGGUUGUAACUUGCACAAAUAAUUCGGAUUACGCCGUCAUAUGCUCCUUUUUCGAACAGUUUGGUGACAAAUCUGGAUUGUUAUUUCCGUCUUUUCACGAUCUGCAACAAAUGCUCGAAAAUGUUGAAGAAGUUUCAUAUCCACUUAUUGAAUUACAUGUCAAACUAAUGAGAAAAUUAAAGAAAUCAGUGAAUUUUGACCGGUGGGAAAAGGCAGCUGCCAAAUAUGCUCAUUCGUAUUCUGAUCAAGAUGGAUGGGAGAUUGAAAGGUUUGGCUACAAAAAGCUUAAUCUAGCGGUAAAAUUAAGAUUGCUCAAGAACUUACUUGAAGCUCAGUUCGAUGGCAAUAUUAAAUUCAAAAAUGAAAUCAAUAAAGUAACAAGUGAUGAAUUAAGAUUGCAACCUCUUGGCAAGGACAUUCAAGGACGCCGCUACUGGCAUCAACUUGAUGAUGACUGUAAUUUGAGGGUAUACCGAGAAGAUCUAGAUGAAGAAACAUGGAAUCUUGUAUCAAGUGACAAAGAAAGCAUGUUGAAACUAAUUGAACAACUUAGUUCCGACAACGGGCUUCAAGAAGAUGAAGGCACAUCACCAGCCACAUCUGAAGAAAACAGUGCUAAUGGCCAAGAGGAAGAUCUUAAAGUUGAUUCUGAAAACAGAGUGGAACAAUUGACUGAUGGUCCUAGUGAAACAAAGAGGUUAAAAGUUGAAACCGUUAAAGAUCCAGUGGUUCCAGAAUCAAAACAGGAAUCGAUUGUUAGCGAAGCCAUCGAAAGUCCCGUACUUCUUGUGACAGGUGAAGGAAAUGGAGCAGAUUGCGAUACGGGCAAUCCUGGUGACAGUAAAGGCGAAGAAUCAUGUGAGUCUCACAAUUUAAAUAGUGAAAAAGAAAAAUUAGACGAUACAAGUGCGAUUGACUGCGAGUCCAAUAAACUAAAGUCUUGUGCUGAAUCAAGUGAAGCGGUGAUUACAUCACAACUAAACUCUGAACUCCCCGAUUCCGUGCCCGACAGUGCUUGCCACUCUCUGACAUUGAGUUCCGUCCGGGAUAAUUUGAAAGAUACGUCUCCAGAAGAAAUUGACAACACGAGUAGUGCUGCAUCAAAUAACGUCAAAGAACAACCAGAUUCUGAGGAUUGUCCUGCAAAUCCAAGUGCUGCAAAUUCUGAUAAGGAAGAAAUUACUUUGGAUUCACCUACAAGAAAAAGUGUAUCAACAGUGGAAAAUCCUCUGAUAAAUGACGUAGAAAUAAAAAAAGAGGCAGACUUGGAUGAGAAAUCAAUAUGCCUUACUCCUGAGGAUAUUAAGUCUAACAGUAUUGAGCAACCAUCUACCGAGGUAGAAGGUUUUCCUAAAAACCAAGAAUGCACCAAACCAUCAGAAGAUGAAGCCAUUAUAAAGGCAGAACAUGUAGACAAACCUGCUGAAGUUGACGCCUCGAAUCCUUUCGAACAUGCUGUUCCUAAAACUACUACUGAGAAUUCCAUGUUAACACAUAAUCAAGAGCUUCCAAAACCUGAUUGUUUUUCAGUAGAUGUGAAACUAGAUCCUGUACAACUCAAGUCAGCAAUUACAGCGGAUUCUGUCGAAUUUUCCAAUGAUACUGUUUCCAGUGGUCAACAUCCAUCAACCUCCUAUGUCACUGACGAGGAAACUGUGUUGCCUCCGGUGUGUUUGCCAAUUAUUCGGACGGAAUUACAAGAAACGAAGGAAAUCGUCGAACCUGUUUCGAUACCGGCUGAUUCUACUUUAAUACAAGAGAAUUCAUCUAAAAUUGACGAAUCUCAUCCAGAACAAAGGAAAGAACUUAAAGACAAAUGUUUAGACGAUGUAAAUUAUAAAAUAGCGGAAAAUGCGAAUACUGUCGAAUUGGAAGCAGAACGAAGUAAUCUAUCACCAUGUGAAUCUCCCGCCAAAAUUGAAGUUAAUGACGAGGAAGUAUUGCCGGAGAUCGAUGAUUCCAACUCUCUUAACCAAAGAAUUGAACCGAAAAUCACCUCAACGCCCGAGCUGAGUAAUGACUUGCUAAAAGACAACCAAGAGACAGAAAUUAGUGUGAAUACCCUUCAUUCGCCUAGUGCAACAUUUUCAGCACUUUCCUCAUCCCCCGUCCCCUUAACAUCGGAAGCAACUCAUGCUGUUUCAGAUUCUCCAACGGACUGCAAUUCGCCGUCUAGUUCACAAGGGAAAAUGCAAUGUUCUGAAGAUGAUCCUGCCAUGGAAGACAUCAAGAAGCAUAUGGAUAAAGAGGAAAUUAACGCAAUAAUCUCUCAGCCUGCUGCUGAAAGUGAAGUAGCAGAAGGAUUCAGUAUUCCUGAUCCUACCACUAGUUACGAGCAGUCUUCCCAAAUGACUAGUGCUUCUCCAGAAGUGGCCAUUAAAGCUAAUUCUGCUGUAGUACCCGAUGAUGAGAAAGACACUAAUGCCAUCAAAGACAAUUCUGCUGUACUACCCGAUGUUGAGAAAGACUCCGAGGCCAUUAAAGCCAAUCCUGCUUUAGUACCCCAUGUUGAGAAAGACUCGGAGGUACCGUCUUGUGCUGAUCCCAUCAACAAAAGUGUUUCUGAAGAGCCUGCUGUGUGUACAGACUCAGAGCCUUCAGUAGAAAAAACUAACGAUGCGUCGAGUCUUAAUUCAUCCAAGGCCCAGAAUGAAGUUCUAGAUAAUGUUGAAAAAAACGAACAGAUCACACCGGAACUCGAUGUAUCUAAUCCAACCAAGGAAAAAAUUUCUACAGUUGUUGAAGAGAAGCUGAUUUCAGUCCAGGAUGAAAUUGUAUCAAAUUGUGUACAAGAGAUUCCAGAAAAAGAAGAACUGGUGGAAAUUAAAGAUUCAACUAAUUCUGUAAAUGAUCCAGAUUCAGCCUCACUACUUCUCGCAAAAGACUACUCAAUUCCAGAUAUACCGGUGAAGAACGUGAAUACAAGUGAAGAAACAGUGUCGACAAUGUGCGAAAAAGAAGGUUCUUCAGACAUUUUAACAGCUCCUGUAAAAGAGAAUUUACUUACAGCUCAUGAAGAACUUGAAUCAGAAGAAAUUCCAUUGGUUUCACAGAGCACACUGAAAGCGAUACAAUCCGAGGGAAUUUCAGAAGCGGAAGAUAAAAAGAAAAUUCUUGCAAUCCCAGCUCAAGAAGAACCAGUUUCAAAGCAACCCGAACUUGAAACCAAUUCGGUUUCGCAGAAGGUGGAAGUAAACGAAAUAAAACCUAUAGAAGUUUUGGUGGAACGUCUUGAAGCUAAAGAGAAAAUCCCAGCAGCUUCUACUGGAGUGAUUGCGGAUCAACAAGAACUUGCAAACGAUCCAAUUCUGUCUGUUUCGCCAAAAAACGAAACAAGUAUGACAGAACCCGGAACAUUUGCAAAUGAUCGGCUGACAGAAAACGUCGAUAUUCAAGCACCUGCAAUGGAUGAAUCGAUUUCAUUGAAAUUACAAGAUGAAGUUUUUCCUGAGAUUCUACAGAAGAACGAACCUCUAUCAGGGGAUCCUAAAGAUAGCUUCUGUGUUGCUGAAGAGCCCAUGCAAACGGAAGUAAUUCCAACAGUUGGUGUAAAGGAAUUGCUUUCAGUUCAAAAAGAACCUGAAUUAAACUCAAUUCCUCCAGUUCCUCAUGCAAGUGAAUCGAAGCAAACAAAUCUUACAGAAGUUUUGACGGAACAAAACGAAAUAAUCCCAACAAAAGCCGAAAUUUUACCUAGUAUACCAGAUGCAAUUCCGGCAGACCAAAGUGCUGAAGUUAUUCCAGAAAAUGAAUCUUCAGCGGAGGAGAUUGAAGAGACUACCAAGGAAUCCAUUUUUCCUGCUACAGUUGCUGUAAAGGAAUUGCCUUUAGUUGAACAAGAACCUGAAUUAAACUCAAUUCCUCCGGUUCCGCAUACAAGUGAGUUGAAUCAGACGGAGCUAAAAGAAAUUGUGACGGAAAAACUGCCGGAAAAAGAAAUAAAUCCAACCACCGCUGAAAUUUUGCCAAGCAUACAAGAUGCAAUUCCCUCCGACAAAAUUUCUGAGGUUAAUCCUGAAAAUGAACCCUCUGCGGAGAAGUUUGAAGGGAAUACCGAGGAAUCCAUUUUGCCUGCUGCAGUUGCUGUGAAGGAAUUGCCUUUAGUUCAACAAGAACCUGAAUUAAACUCAAUUCCUCCGGUUCCGGGUACAAGUGAGUUGAAUCAGACAGAACUCAAAGAAGUUUUGACGGAACAGUUGCUGGGAAAAGAAAUCAUUCCGGCGACAGUUGAAAAUUUGCCGCCAAUUCAAGAUGCAAUUCCGUCAGACAAAAUUUCCGAUGAACCCUCAUUGGAAAUGCUUGAAAGGAAUGCCAAGGAAUCCAUUUUGCCCGCUAUAGUUCCUGCAAAGGAGUUGCCUUUAGUUCAACAAGAACCUGAAGUAAACUCAAUUCUUCCGCAAGCAAGUGAAUUGAAGCAGACAGAGUUUAAAGAAGUUUUGACGGAACAGGUGCUGGUGGAGAAAGAAAUAAUUCCGAUGAAAAUCGAUAUUAUGCCUAAAAUAGAAGAUACAGUUACGUCAGACAAAACUUCUCAUGUCAUUCCUGAAAUUGAACCCUCAUCGGAGGAGAUUGAUGGUAAUGCCAAGGAAUCCAUCUUGGUCGAAGAAAAGCAAGAAAUUCCUUUAUUCACUCAGAAGGACGAGUGUUCCGCUCCGGAAGUUCCAACAAAUGCAAAACUCGAGAAAAGUGACCAGACUACGAUUGAACCUAAAAUCACUGGUCUAGAUGCUAAGGAAGAGUUGCUUCCAGUGGUCCAACAACAACUUGAACCUAUCCCCACUCAAGAAAAUUUAAACAAGAAACUUUCAAUUUCGUUACCAGAAGAAAAGGUUGAAAAUCUAGCGGUAGCCGACAAAUUAAUAGCAAGCCCCAAGACUUCAGUGACCGAUGUAAAGGAAGAAGUUUCAGAAGCUAAACUCGUAAUGCAUGUGAAGGAAGACCAAGAAAUGAUGCCCGUUUCCAAAGUUCUUCAUUCAAAUCCUUGCGAACUAGUGUCCAAAUUAUCCGCGUCUCCCGAGACGACACAAAGUGAUGAAGCGAAGCCACCGCCAAACGAAACUGAAAAAUCUUCUAAUUUGAAUCAAUUGACGUUUGACUUCGAUGCUUCAACUCCGGUAGCAAUAAUUUUACCACCUUCGAAGAAUCAAGAUGCCUCUGCAAAGCGUCGUGGUCGGAAACGAGGGAGGUUCAGUCUUGGAGGUAACGACGACAGCGGAAAAGAGAACGACGCACAGCCGACUGUUUUGCGACAAAGUUCACGGAUUGCCAAAUUACGAGAGAAAGAAGAUGAAGACCGUAGGAAAGAGGAAGCGGAUCGAUUGCAACGGCUAAAGGAAGAACACGAACGUCGUGAGAAAAGAAGAUCGGAACGCGACGAGCGAAUGAAGAAGAUGGAAGAGAAACAACAGCGCCGUCAAUUGAAAACUACCAACAGAGAAGACGUGACGUACAAGGAGAGCGAAGAUGAAUCUUCUAGUUCAGAUGAGGAAAAGAAUUCUGAAGAGGAAGGUCGUAAGAAAAAAGGCAAGAAAGAAAAGCGAAGGAAAGGGAAGAAGAAGAUUGAUCGGCCGUGGGAUUCCACAGAUUCGAGUGAAAAAAGCAGUGAAAGUGAUUUAGAUGCCUUGGAAGACCUACAGGUCGAACAGGAGAACGAAGAGCUUGAAUUCAAAUCCGAUCACGAAUUCUCACCUGAAUCAGACUUGGAUGAAGAAGCGGAAACUGUCCAGCCAACCAAACACGCUAGGACAGCGAAAGCUGGUGCUGUUCCCAAAAAGAGAAGCAGAUCAAAGAAGGCUAAGGUGGAGGAAGAAGAAGUGAUAGAAGAAGAAGAAGUCGCCGGAACGGAGGAAGAAGAGGAAGAAGAGGAGGCUGCCAAUUGUCACAAAUGUGGGCAAUCUGAUCAUCCCGAAUGGAUUUUGCUCUGCGAUCGUUGCGAUGCUGGUUGGCACGCCAACUGCGUCAAACCACCGCUACUGGUCAUUCCCGAAGGCAACUGGUUUUGCCCGCCUUGCGAUCACGCAACCUUGAUGGAGCGUUUGCAAGAAAGACUAGAAGCCUACGAAUUCUUGUUGCAAGAGAAGGAAGCAGAACUUGAGCGGAGGAAAGAACAGGAGCUGGAGGCCAAACUGGCCAAAGAAGAAGCGGAGAAACAGGCGCAGCUAGAAAUGGAAGAAGAAGCUCAGGAAGACGACGACGAAGAUGAAAAGAAUAGCGGCGUCGGAGAUUUGGGUGCCGAUGGCGAGGAUGUGGAUGACGAAGAAACGUCCGACGAGAGUGGGGAAGAUGAAGAAGAAGAAGAAGACAGCCAGAACGAGAGUGAUGAAAAUCUCAACGGAAGGAGACAGCGUAAGGCCGCCAAGCAGGCCAACUAUUCAUUCAAGGAUUUUGAUGAUAUGAUCAAAUCCGCUUUGAGGGACGAAGGUGACGAGGAAGAAGAAGAAGGUGGCAAGGGCAAAGGCAAAGGCAAAGGUUUGAGAUCCGGCGUUGAUGAUAAUAGCGACGACGGCGAGGAUAAGCCUCGAUCCCCACCGGGCACCCGUCCGUCAGGCAUCGGCAAUAAACGAAUCUCGACCAGCGACGAUGAUAGCGACAUUAUGCCGCAAGUGACACGCAAGAAGAAGGCCCGUAAACUGAACGACUUGAGCGCCACGAGCAAUGAAGACGAUUCGGAUGAAGAUUUCCAAGGCUCGUCCGCCGAGGGCUCAGACAGUGAAGAUGACGAUGAAGAUGCAUUGAGUGACAGCGGUGACAGCUUUGUGGUCGACGAUGAUAGCGACGACGACGAUGUCAUCCACGUCAGGGCUAAAAAGAAGGCCAGAGCAGCGUCUCCCAUUAUCCGGCGCUCGGCAAGAAGCGCCCGCAAAAGAAAUUUAAGAAUGGAUAGCAGCGAUACGAGUGAGGAAGAGAGCGAGUACGAAGAGAAACCUACCAAACGGAAACGAGGCAAUGAAUCUUGGGACUCAUCCGGAGAGUCGAGCAGUGACGCCUCCUGGGGCAGAUCGAAAAAGCGGAGUGCGGCCAAAAGUAAAGCGAAACCGGUGGCAGCCACCCCUAAACCCAAGCCCAAACCACCGCCGCGUAAAGCGCCCGCCAAUCGAGGCAGAGGCCGUGGAGGACGAUCCAACAAAGUCGAGUCGGACGACGAACCCUUCCGCUCGAAUGUCAGCGCGAAGAAGAUCAAGGAAGCGCGGCCGGUGAAGGCCCAAGAAGACGACGACGAAAGCGACCACGCCCAACGACGCACUACUCGCGGACGGCAGAUCAGUUAUAAAGAGUUAAUCAGUUCCGGGGAGAGCCAGGACGAAGGUGGCAGUACCGUGAAAAAGAUGGGCACGCUAUUUGCAGCUGACCGGAACAAAAGCAUGGCCGGCGCAGUCAUUAGAGGAGGAGCCAGCCGAAGAGGGGGAGUAGGUCGUGGAGGAGUCAUAACGUCGGGUCGUGGCAGUAUCUCUGGCGGUGAUACUACACCUGUGCCUGUCAGUGUCAUCUCCUCACGGGUGGGCGCCGUUCUCAAACAAGAUGAUGAGUCUCGACUCUCCGGAUCGACCGAUACAAUCGAAUUCAGUGCUGCCGCUGCCUCCGCUGCAGCUGCUGCUUCCGUUUACACGACCGGGGACGAGAGUCUCACCUCCAAUGACAUUCUGACGCCGAGUAUAGAUCCCGAUUUGGCCACCUUGCCUAUUAUUCUACCUCAGGAAGACGUUGCCAGUCCUUUGAUCAAAGACGAGCUUCCAGCCGCCGCCUCCAUCCCUGUUUUGUCGCAAGACCUUCAAGUAUCGAGAUUGAUACAACAGAUGCCAGCAGAUGUUCCGCCGCCAACGUUACCCCCCGACUUGCAAAUCAACCGCCUGAUCAAUUCUCAAUCCAUUUCGAGCAGCAGCAACAGUCCGGCGAGGCAAAGUCCAGGAAUUCUUCCGCAGCCGAGGCUCGUUCGAGACGUUUUGGACAGCCAAACACCACCACCUGCCGUCCAGUUGCCUCCGGUAGUGGUGCCGCCGCUCACUCAGCCGCAAAUCAUCGCACCCAGCGUCGAGUUGCCGCCACUCUACAGCCAUGGCGGAGUCAUCAAGCAGACGCGGCAUUCUCUGCCGCCAACGCCGCCAAUGUAUUCCAGUCCUCACGUCGUCAAAACGAGCGAUUUGAUUGCGUCCUCGACUCCACCGUCUGUCAUUCGGCCUUAUCCGACGACUGCGACGUCGUCGUCGUUGAGUCCAAGCAUCAGCGGAAGCUCAACACCUGGUAACCCUCUCAGUAUUCAAGGACUCCUGGGCACAGGUCACGGCUCUCCCGGCUCGAUCCCUUCGGUGCCACCGUCUUCGCAUCCCAUCCGGCCGUACGGCAAUACGCCUCACAUGAUAGGCCACGGACCUUUCCUCAAUCACACGCCUUACGCGAAUCCUUACAGUGCGGCGCCGCCUUCCAGGACCAGCUAUAUGGGCACGCCGGUUACGCCCACUCCUCGCCAGGCCUACCCGCCCAUGUACUCGUCAUCACACCUGCCACCGCACAGCCUGCCUCUGCAUUCGCCCUAUCAACACCACGGCCCACCUUUGAGGCCGACGUCCAGCUACCAGCACGCGGGAUUCCCGCAGGCCUUUGCCGCCGCAGCUGCAGCGGCCGCCAAUGCGGAAGAGGAGCGUAGAAUUUACAGAGUGGCAGCUCAGGCGUCUCGGGAAUCUGGGGCUGACAAUUUCGAUCCGGCGCCAAGCGUCGGGCUGUUGACUAAAAGCGGCGCCGACGACCCUAUUACUCCCGCCGCCACCGCAGUGCCUCCCGAAAGCGAAUUUGGUGGACUGGUGUCGUACUUUUCAAGCCAGCAAGAAGAUUUCGAAGAAUCUUGAAUUCACUACUCAUCGACAGCCGGGCCGGACUUGCCAGUUUAUCUAAUUUUCAUUCUUUCCUUAAGCUCUAACAGCUCUCCUUUUUUUUUGUUUUAUUUCUCUGAUUUUUUUUUUCUUUCAAUUAUGUGCUAUAUCCCGCGCCAUUUUUUUUUUGUUCCUUUUAAAUCGGCAACUUCUACUUCUUUAUAACAUAUGAGACAAAAUCGAUAUUUACUCGCAUUGCUUUGAUAAUUUUCACAGAAGAAUGCUAUUAUUUAUAGCCAGGUUUCUUUUUUUAUGUCUUAUUUAUUGAUUUCGCACAAGAAGAAGGGGCAUUUCUUUCUUCUGUUUCCUUUAUGAUUAUGGCCCGGCUUGUUUUUUGUUUUAAAAAAGAGAAAACAAUUCGCGCUCCUUCGAUUCUGUUCUUUUAUUUUCCUUGCUCUUCUUUCAUUUUUUUUUCUGUCUAUUUUGCGUGGAGAACCUUGUUAGACCUAUGGAAACAUGUGCUUGUACAGUUCAUCCUGUUGGAAAACAAACGAAAAAAAAAAUGGAGCAGAAGGAAUACCAAUCAUAUGCAAAUAUCCCCGUACGUUACAUCCAACUUUAUUGUCAUUGUCUGUCUAUUGCUUUUGAAGGAAGGAGAAACUCGAGUGAGAAGAAGAAGAAGAA